Molecule: messenger RNA, 4725 nt
Organism: Tetranychus urticae (two-spotted spider mite)
Lineage: Eukaryota; Metazoa; Arthropoda; Arachnida; Trombidiformes; Tetranychidae
Source: RefSeq, a predicted model, not a curated record
GUUUCAUUUCUUUGAUUGACUUAUUUUUCUUUAAUUACAACUCGUAACCUUAGAUUGAUUGACAAUUUGCCUGAAUCUUCGUUGACGCAAUUAAAACAUAUGCUCAAAAGCUAUUGUUUUAACUUCUUGCUGAGAAAUUAGUAUAAAAAUGAUUCUUUUUUUUAUAAAACGGUAUCAAUAAAGUAAUGGUUUUUCAUUAAGCAACAACUCAGCAAAAAGCAACACUAUUCUUGGUUACAAGCAACCCUUUCAAAGUCAUUUGAUGAUUUAUCUGGAAAAUUUAUAUCAUCAUUAUGCCUGAAUUUGUACAACAUGUUUGGAUUGAAAAUGAAAGCCAUAAGUUAAUAAAUCGUCUUUAAAAUGUAAUAGGACGAAUAGGCGUUAUUUACAUUCCAUGAAGCAACAGUUUAUUUUUCAUUUUUUUAGGACUAUUUGUCUUAUCGAUUUUCAGCGCGGUUCUGAUCAAAAGCCUUUGAUAUAAUCAUGCACUUCUGGAUGGAAACUAUGAACAAAAGUUACAACAUGAAUCACAAGACUUCAAGUUCAUUUACAACAACGCUUGCUUAAUAAAAUCAAGUUAAUCUCUCUUACAUUAUUACAGCUAGUGAACAUUUUGCGACUUUCAAUCUUCAGUUGCAUGAUUGUAUGAAUACUUAGCAAUUAUCUAACGAAAGAUUGAAUCUAAUUAAUUGACUUUUGCUCGACUAAAAUGUAUUUUUUAGCUGCUUAUCUUGUACUUGAUUGAAAAUUAUAAGGUGUUGACUUUAAGUGUAUCUUUUUUAUUGUCACACAAUUUUUGUUCACCGAGUCACUGUAACUUUGUUGUCUAAAUAAGAAAUGUUAAAAUAGCCUCUUAAAAGCGAGUCUCAUCUUCUGCUUCCUCUACUGUGAACGUUUGGUUUAUGUUUUUUUUCAUUAUUUCAUAAAUUGUUAAUUUAUCGUCCGAUAAUCAACAUAAGCAUAUCAGACGCAGGUAAUAUCCUGAUAGACUUAAAGCUAUCGGCUGAAUUUUUUGCUUAACCCUUGUGACAACUCAAUCUAUAAUGUUGUUGGUCGAUUGAAGUGAAUUUUAAAAGCAAAUUAUCCUCAGAAUGUCAUCAUUAAUUCAAACAAACGAGCUUUGUCAAAUUUGCUCUGAUGACUCAAGUGGAAAAUAUUUUGGCUUCCAUUUAUGUUCCCCAUGUAAGGCAUUUUUUCGUCGUAAUGCUGAUAAAGGACAGAUGUUUAAAUGUGCUUUUAUAAAUAAUUGUGAUAUAAAUAAGAUUACUCGGCGCCAUUGUCGAAAGUGUAGAUUGGAUAAAUGUUUCAAAAUUGGAAUGAGAAAAUUAUGGAGCUCUAUGGAAAAUAGUGAGGUCGUAAAAUCUGAGAAUCUGGAAGAAGACGAUGCCAAUGAAAUUUUACCGGAAAAACCUCUAGUGACUCCAUCUCAUGCUUCUUAUGCUGCCUCUUCCAACGAAACCUUCGAUUUCAAAUUACCAAGUCUACCUGUUCGAAAAAAUAAUCGUAUAAAUUGUUAUGGUCCAAACAUUACUUUGGUUCUUUACAACCUUUUAGAUACUGGUUCAUUGCAAGAUUUAUUGGAAAGUGAAAAUGACGAGCCAGUUGAUGCAUCAUCGAACCAUGAAUUUACGAGUCAAAAUUCAUUUCUAGAACAAUACUCUGCUGAUAAUAAUGGAAAACGGACUUGCACUGAAGAUUCGUGUGAUUUUCACAAAGUCCGUCAAGAAUAUUUCACUUCAACGGGUUUCAUUCAAGGCUGUGAUAAACAAGUUGUCUUGGGAGCUUUGAGCCAACCAUCAUGUGAAAAUGAAUCAUGGCAGUGGAAGAUUCAUCAUCUUAUUAUUGGAGCAAAUUAUACACCAAUUGACAUUCGGUCUGAACUCGUUUCAAAUUGUAUGGCCCUCAGUUUUAUCGAAUCAGCAAAAAUUGAUGAACUUCAGCAGUUUGCACUAUCAAUAUGUUCAAUCUACAAAUGUGAGCUUCCACUUACUCUUGAUAUUGCUGGGUUUCUCAAAGUUUGUGAAUAUUGUCUCAAUCGUUUAGUUCCAGCUUUAAAUACUGUUUCUUCCUAUUCAUCGCUUCCAAUUGAGGAUAGAAUGUAUCUGAUAAAAAGAAAUUUUGUGUGUAUCCUUGCAAUGAAAACUAUACCUCAUGUUGAUUUAGAUAUGGAAACAUUUCAGGUGCCUAAAACACCAGUUUCUUGGCCUUUAAGAUCACUUCGACUACUCCAAGAUUCAGCUUAUGAAGCUUUAAUCAAUUUUAUACAUUUUUUGCCUCCAGACUUGAGGAGAUGUAAUAAGGCAAAUAUGUUGAUGCUCGCUAUUAUACUUUUCAAUGCUGAAACUGAAAACGUAACUUGUAUCGACAAUAUAAGAUUUCAUCAAUGCUAUUAUAUCUAUCUGUUUAAACGUUUUGUGGAAUCCUUUUCUCCCGAUGCUUGCGAAGCCAGGUCCGAUUUUUAUGAUCUUAUGAUGAAACUCGGAGAAUUUCAAGAAAAUUUCAAUGGCAGAGAGUUGAUUCAAGAAUUAGCCGAUAACCACAGUGAAUCUGUUGGUCCUCUAAUGAGCGAAAUCCUGGAUUUGUACUAACCACACAAGUGGUGAAAGAAUGAAACAAAUUCAAACAAAAUUGGUCAAUUUAAAGAUUCAGCGUGUGUAGAUACAGUGUAUGAGGUGGUUAUGGACAUAAAUUGGAACGUGUACUUGAGCGACAAUUGGUGCAUCUGAGUGUAUAGUUGGGCUAAUAGAAUGAGAUUUAGUUCUGAUAAAACUAAUAGACAUGAAAAAAGCAGAGUUAGAAUCAUUUGUAAAACAAAAUGCAGGAUAUGUUGAAAUUUCAUCUAUUAUUAAUAUCUGAAUAUCAGAGAAAAUUUCUAACAUAUACUUGUUUUCCUGCUAAUUGAUUUUUGUCCGAUAAUCAAUAAGAGUUGAUAAUUUCAAAGUGUACUCAAAGUUGAUAAUUUCAAUAAUCCACUAUUAUGAAGAUACUUUGGUUAGGUGAACUGAUAGUUUCUGUAAAAAAGUCCUUUCUUGUUUCUUUCAAUUUUUUGGAUGAGAAAUAAUCAAACCAGGGAAAUCUAUUGAAAGCUCCAAUGUACUGAGCCUUCAAUAUCGUGAUCGAAGAUGGUCUCUUUUGUAUUUCGAUGAAGCCCAAAGUAUUUUGUCAUUUUUUUGUUUCCCCUUUUGAUUUGCUAGCUGAUUCCAAUACUGUAUCGUAUUGCUUAGUAAUACUGUUUCGAUUUCAUUUUGAAAUUUUGAUUCCUGUUUCAUCUUCUUCGAUCUACUUUUAAUGUAUUGAAUGCUUUUGAUAAGCUGAUCAGACACAGAGAAGCCAAACCAGAUUCCAAGUAUGCUACCAACAAAAAUUAGGUAUUCGCUCCAUUGAAGUUUUGGAUAAGCUUUCAAAUACAUGGUUGGAGUACGUGGAGGCUCUAAUAAGAUGAUUCCAAAAACAUUUUUCGUUUUUCCAGGAUAAAUUUUACCCUCAACUCUGUUUAAAUCCCAAAUUGGAAGGAUACUUUCCCCAUUCAUAAACCAUAGUUGGAACCAGAAAAGGAUUUUUCUGUUUAAGCGAUGAAUUGAGUAAACAUUCAAACAUGGAUUUCACUUUAUCAUAAUAUUGGCACUCGGUUUCAUAAGGGUUCCUCAAGGAUUUUGUUAUGGUUUUGGUGUAACUAGCUGCUGCAACAGGAAACUCUCCAAGUUUGUGAUCAAUAAUAAAGUAACUAGUAAAAUCUGGUUCAGGCAAACUACUAGGAUCAGCAAAUCGUAAACCAUAAUAGGAUCGUAAAGUGUUGUGUAAAGCACCAAAAAUUUUCAUACUCAUCGUAGCCGUAUCCAUACUCAUGUUAAACGGUUUUGAGUUUUGCAAACAUGAAAUACGAACAUAAAUGGCAUAUCCACUGAAAUAUCUUGAAAGCUGGCAGCUUUCCUUUAGAAUGUCUUGACUGCUUUGACCCCAGAUAAUCGCUAAAAUAUUAUCUCUUGGAUCAUCUGCUGACUUUUCAAUAUCUUCAAUUGUAAUGAAGGAGCACAAAGCAAAAGACGACAUGAUGGGACCAUUCUUAAAAUCGUUUUCACAACUUUCAAUAAUUUGUUUAAGAGUGAAAUUUUCACUGUUAGUUUUCACCAUUGAUUUACAUAUUGAAAUCAUCAUCUCUGUUUUGAGAUUGAAAAUUUUAGUAAAAUUAAUAGCUGUGGCCAACGGUAUCAUUAAGUCAAUGGCAGGUAAUUCAAUUACAUUUGAAUAUUUGUAAGAAACAUCACUUCGCACUUUAAAUUGUAAAAAUCUUCUGGUUAUGUCAUAAAUUUGCAGGAAACAACCAAUUGUGCAAAUCAAGUUUACGAAGGAAAAUUUUGCCAAAAUAAUUCGCAUCUUUUUAUUUUUAACUACAAACUUCAUUUGAAAGUCCUUUGGUUUCACCUAUUUUCUGGUAAAAUUACGAGCUGAUUGACUGGUAACACAUUGGCGAUUCAAAUUUCAGGCUCAGUGGUGUCGCAGUAAUGUCACUUGGUUGAAAACUGGAUAAUAAGUCAAAUAAUCAGAGUUUAAGACACGAGAAAAGGAUUGACCGAUUUCCUGGAUUUAAAAAGCCAGCUCAAGAAUAACAUUGUAUAAUAGACUCAUUUCAAUCAAUUGAAAUCUUUCUUGUUAAAUUGUCUCGUUGACUUGAUAACAUUUUUAAUUAAACUGUACUAAUUAAUGGACGAAAAAAUAACAGAUCAA